AUGGAGACUCUGCUUGGUGGGCUGCUGGCUUUUGGCAUGGCGUUUGCUGUGGUCGAUGCCUGCCCCAAGUACUGCGUCUGCCAGAACCUGUCUGAGUCACUGGGGACCCUGUGUCCCUCCAAGGGGCUCCUCUUUGUGCCCCCUGACAUUGACCGGAGGACAGUGGAGCUGCGUCUGGGUGGCAACUUCAUCAUCCACAUUGGCCGCCAGGACUUUGCCAACAUGACAGGACUGGUGGAUCUGACCUUGUCUAGGAACACCAUCAGCCACAUCCAGCCCUUCUCCUUCCUUGACCUCGAGAGUCUCCGAUCCUUGCACCUGGACAGCAACCGGCUGCCCAGUCUUGGGGAGGACACACUCCGGGGUCUGGUCAACCUGCAGCAUCUUAUCGUGAACAAUAACCAGCUGGGUGGCAUCGCUGAUGAUGCCUUUGAGGACUUCCUGCUGACAUUAGAAGAUCUGGACCUAUCGUACAACAACCUCCAUGGUCUACCCUGGGAUUCGGUACGGCGCAUGGUCAACCUGCACCAGCUGAGUCUGGAUCACAACCUGCUGGACCACAUUGCCGAGGGAACCUUUGCAGAUCUUCAGAAACUGGCCCGCCUGGACCUCACGUCCAAUCGGCUGCAGAAGUUGCCCCCAGACCCCAUCUUUGCCCGCUCCCAGGCUUCCUUGUUGACUGCCACACCCUUCGCCCCACCCCUGUCCUUUAGUUUUGGGGGAAACCCACUGCACUGCAAUUGUGAGCUUCUCUGGCUGCGGAGGUUGGAGAGGGAUGACGACCUGGAGACCUGUGGAUCCCCUGGAGGCCUCAAGGGGCGCUAUUUUUGGCAUAUUCGUGAGGAGGAGUUUGUGUGUGAGCCACCUCUCAUCACACAACACACACACAAGCUGCUGGUUCUGGAAGGCCAAGCAGCCACUCUCAAGUGCAAGGCCAUUGGGGACCCCAACCCCUUGAUCCACUGGGUCGCCCCUGAUGACCGCUUGGUGGGCAACUCCUCCAGGACUGCCGUAUAUGACAACGGCACCCUGGACAUUCUUAUCACCACCUCUCAGGACAGCGGAGCCUUCACCUGCAUUGCAGCUAAUGCUGCAGGAGAGGCCACAGCUACAGUGGAGGUAUCCAUUGUCCAGCUCCCACACCUUAGCAACAGCACAAGCCGGAUGGCGCCCCCCAAGUCUCGCCUUUCGGACAUCACAGGUUCCAGCAAGACCAGCCGGGGUGGGGGAGGCAGUGGGGGUGGGGAGCCUCCCAAAAGCGCCCCAGAAAGGGCUGUUCUUGUGUCCGAUGUGACCACCACAUCUGCCCUGGUCAAGUGGUCUGUCAGCAAGUCAGCUCCCCGAGUGAAGAUGUAUCAGUUGCAGUACAACUGCUCAGACGACGAGGUACUGAUUUACAGGAUGAUCCCUGCCUCCAACAAGGCCUUCGUGGUCAACAACCUGGUGUCCGGGACGGGCUACGACUUGUGUGUGCUGGCCAUGUGGGAUGACACAGCUACGACGCUCACGGCCACCAACAUUGUGGGCUGCGCCCAGUUCUUCACCAAGGCUGACUACCCACAAUGUCAAUCUAUGCACAGCCAGAUCCUGGGGGGCACCAUGAUUCUCAUCAUCGGGGGUAUCAUUGUGGCCACACUGCUGGUCUUCAUCGUUAUCCUCAUGGUUCGGUACAAGGUCUGCAACCACGACGCCCCAGGCAAGAUGGCAGCAGCCACUGUCAGCAAUGUGUAUUCGCAGACCAAUGGGGCCCAGCCUCCACCUCUGGGUGGGAUACCUGUUGGGCAGCUUCCUCAAGCACCACCCAAGGUUGUGGUGCGGAAUGAGUUGAUGGACUUCAGUACCAGCCUGGCCAGGGCCUGUGACUCUUCUUCCUCCAGCUCCCUGGGCAGCGGGGAAGCUGCAGGCCUGAGCCGGGGCCCCUGGAGACUCCCACCCCCUGCUCCUCGCCCCAAACCCAGCCUUGACCGCUUGAUGGGAGCCUUUGCCUCCCUGGACCUCAAGAGUCAAAGGAAAGAAGAACUUCUAGACUCCAGGACUCCAGCAGGCAGAGGGGCAGGGACAUCAGCCAGGGGCCACCACUCAGACCGAGAGCCACUGCUGGGGCCCCCGGCCACCCGUGCCAGGAGCCUUCUGCCUUUGCCCCUGGAGGGCAAGGCUAAAAGGAGCCACUCCUUUGACAUGGGAGACUUUGCAGCUGCAGCUGUAGCUGCUCCUGGUGGCUACAGUCCCCCUAGGCGGGUCUCAAACAUCUGGACGAAGCGCAGCUUGUCUGUCAAUGGCAUGCUCUUGCCCUUUGAGGAGAGUGACCUGGUGGGAGCACGGGGGACAUUUGGCAGCUCAGAGUGGGUCAUGGAAAGUACUGUGUAG
Molecule: messenger RNA, 2367 nt
Organism: Cricetulus griseus (Chinese hamster)
Lineage: Eukaryota; Metazoa; Chordata; Mammalia; Rodentia; Cricetidae
Source: RefSeq, a predicted model, not a curated record